This is a messenger RNA of Thunnus maccoyii (southern bluefin tuna), 3058 nucleotides long. RefSeq names its product interleukin-17 receptor C. Gene Ontology annotation, molecular function: interleukin-17 receptor activity. The transcript has 16 exons. NCBI's taxonomy places the organism in Eukaryota, Metazoa, Chordata, Actinopteri, Scombriformes, Scombridae. Bases 88 to 2310 code for a protein of 740 amino acids. The record is from RefSeq and is a predicted model, not a curated record.
CUUUUUUUUCCUGAAGAAAAUAUACCACUGUCAUGCUGGGCUGCUGGGUGAAUCCCAGGGUCGCUGGCUGUACCAUUUGUGUGCCGGAUGAGGGGAUCUAGCGGCGGAGCAGGAGUCGUGCGCCGGAGAGAAACUUCCUGUGCCAAGCGCAGAGGCGUUCUCCAAGAAAUGGCUCUCACGGUCCGUGAGGUGCCACAUUUUUCCCUCCUACUUCUAUCAGUGCUGAGCUGCUGGCUGCUCAUGCCGGCAACCGCACUGGAAAUGAUUGAUGACCCACCUGAACUCAUCUGCAGCGAGAGUUUGACUGACUGCCAAGUGAGCAAAGCCUCUCAGUACGAUGAUGCCCUGCCUUCUCCAAAUGUGACACGUGUGGAGCUUAAAGUUAUUCUGUGCUGUUCAGCCAGACAAGACUGUGAACCUUGCCUGAGAAUCAUCAUCACAAUCAAAGAAGUGGAUUAUGCAAAUUACGUUUCUGAGGAGUCUGGUGACCGCAAUGAUGAUGAUUCAGUGGCAGAAGGAAGUGGUCAGUUUGUGCUUCCUGAGCCCAGAGUCAAAGUGUGUCUCAGCUCCCCGGGCUCCGUAGAUUAUUGCAAGACACUCCAGUUUAAACCAAGCUACUCUUCAGAUUCCACACAUGAGCUGCUGUUGACAGAGAAAGUGAUGUUUGGCAGUCCUGUUGUAGUCCACGUCUACUCACAUGAUCACCAAAAUAUCACAAUCCCUUCUUUAGAAGACGUAUGCUCCAUGAAACGUAAAUGGACUGUUAAGGCAUGUGAUGCUCCCAGACUUCGGGCUGAGACUGAUGAGCAGAGAAACGUGGUCCUGCAACUGGAAAACACUGAUAACAGACAAGAGGAGCUGAUGUGCCAGAUGUUUUGGAAUGAAAUGCCUGGAGAAGUCCUUGCAUGGCCCAAAGGCGAGGGAAAAAUGGUCAUCUCGUCAAACUUUGUUGCACCAUGUCUGUGCUUUCAGGUAUGGCAGAAGGGGAAGUCACUUCGAAGCGAAUUCUGCCCUUUCAAAAACCAACAAGAUGCACUGGAAAGAAUGCAGCGCAAUGUGUCUGUGUCUGUGGUUGAGUUCCCGUUGUUGGAGGGUGGCACAGGGCUGAGCUGGAAUGUGACUGCCCCCUGCAGACUGGAGGCAGAGGUGUGGCUAUGCAAGAAAGACGUGGCCGGAGGCCAGUGUGAGGAGGUUACCGGCUCCAGACAGAGCCUGCACAACAAUGUGGAUGCAGGCUGGAUUGCAACACGCAAUGGACACUGGAAAAUUGGAGAGUUCAAUGUGUCAUCACACCCUCUGCUUUGUGUCCAGAUGAAGAUAAAGGGGAUGAAAUCAUCCCUGGAACCCCAGUGUCCAUUUGAAACCUCUCGAUGGAGAUGGAGCCUGCCACUCUUCAUCGGAUUACUGCUGAUGUUUCUGGCCAUUCUUGGAGCCUAUUUUGUUCAAGGGGUUUUAAAAGGUUACGUGUGGAGAUGGCUGAAAGAAGAUGAUGUUAAAGGUGCUGUGGGUGGUUGUCAUGUGGUGUUGCUGUACCCGCCUGAUGAUGACCCAGCUUUGCCAGGGCUCAUAUGCCACCUGGGCUCAUCCCUGCAGGCUCUGGGCUUCAGUGUGUCUCUGGACCUAUGGAGCCAGGCUGAGCUCAGCGCACUGGGCCCUGUGCCUUGGCUCCACUCAAGACUGGACCAACUGCAAAGGCAGGGGGGCAAAGUAGUGCUAGUCCUAACCCAGGCUGCCUGGAUAAGGGCUGAAGAAUGGGGAGCUGGCAGCUGGGAAAGAAACACACACAGGGAGAAAAACAGAGAAAUGGAGGAAGAGGAGGCAGGAAGAAGCAACACUGCAUCUUCUCCUUGUGUAGAUGUUUUUAGUGCUUCGUUGAGCUGCAUUCUAGCAGACUAUUUACAGGGCCGCGCUGGUGAGCGGUUUUUGUUGGUGCAGUUUGAAUCACUUCCACCUGAGCCUCCAGGUGGCUGCCGGCCGCUGCCAGAACUUUUCCGCGGCCUUCAUGUCUACAGCCUGCCUUCCCAGAGUCUGGGUUUUCUGACUGAACUGGCUGGGGCUCGACAAAUGGCUACUGCAUCAGCUAGACGGAAGAAGGCAGGGGGGCUCAGGAUGGCAUCCCGAGCUCUGGCACAAGGGCUGUCAGGGUUCACAGCAGGGACAACUGUGUUACGCCUUGCAGGGAUGUCCCAGACUUGUGUUGGGGUAGGAGUUGAAGACUCUGGGGAGACAAUGCCCUUGCAACCAUUUCUUAUUACGCCACCCUCCAGCCCUGAUACAAGCUCCAAGGUCAGUGAAAUGGAGUGGGUCUGACAGCAGGAGAGGAUAACAGACGACGAAGCUUUAAUUUUGGGAUGCCGUCAUGAGCUUCAACCUGAAAUGAUACUCAAGAUGCUCAGAUAAAUCAGUUUGCAGGUUUUUGCAAUUGCUCAUCUGGGGUCUAGUAGCUGUUGAAGUGUUUUAGAAGGUGAAGUGUUUUAUUUUUCUGGCAGCGUUAACAGUAGUGUGUUAUAGCUUGAACAGCAACAGCCAGCAUGGCUCCAGAGAAAUAAAAGCACCCAACAUUAAAACCUCACACUACUUCAAAAAAGAAAAUUCAAGGAAAUAGAUGACGUCAGUGGUGGGUACACAAAGUGUGAACAUUUCAAAAACAGCAUGGCUUAAUAUGCUACUGACAUUACACUAAAAUGCAAUAAUAGAAUCUUAAUGAAGUGAAUCGCUCCAUUGUGCUGGUCCUGACACUACAUUAUUUAUGAAAGCUACUUUUCAGUUUCAAACCAAGCCAUUGUGUGUGUACUUUAUAUAUUCAAGUAUUUGCACUACUACACAGAAAAAAAAACAAGACAAAAAUAAACUCUUUACUUUUGUGAUAUGUACAACUACAUGAGUAUAUUUGCCCAGUCAUGGAUAGUGAGUCUGUUUUAUACUGUAUUUUGUCUUUAAAGUGGGAUUGAAUAAAGAAUGUGUCAUGAUUUGCUCAUCUGACUGUAAAACGUGUUUCUUACUGUAUGCAUUAGAGGAUGCAUGUUUGCUUAGCAACGUUUUUACCAAUAAAUAUCAC